Molecule: messenger RNA, 3952 nt
Organism: Gigantopelta aegis
Lineage: Eukaryota; Metazoa; Mollusca; Gastropoda; Neomphalida; Peltospiridae
Product: coiled-coil domain-containing protein 93-like
Exons: 23
Coding region: 13-1896 (627 amino acids)
Biological process (GO): Golgi to plasma membrane transport
Source: RefSeq, a predicted model, not a curated record
AUAUGUAUCAAAAUGGCCUCUUCCAGUAUUUUUGCUGGUCGACCUCGAGCUCCAUCAGCGAGAUUUCCAACUCAAAUCGAUGCUGAUGGCAGAGAAGUUGAGGUUGAGACUCGUGAAGAUGAAGAACAGAAUGUUAAACUUCAGCAAACUAUUGAACUUCUGCUUGCAGCUGGCUACUUCAGAGCACGAAUCAAGGGGCUUUCUCCAUUUGACAAGGUUGUUGGAGGUAUGACGUGGUGUAUCACAACUUGUAAUUUUGACUUGGAUGUUGAUCUGCUGUUCCAGGAGAACUCAACUAUUGGUCAGAAGAUAUCGUUGACUGAAAAGAUUGUCGCCGUCCUUCCCAAGAUGAAAUGUCCGCACCGUAUUGAGCCUCACCAGAUCCAGGGCUUGGACUUCAUCCACAUAUACCCUGUUGUGCAGUGGUUGGUGAAAAGAGCAAUUGAGACUCGAGAAGAAAUGGGGGAUUAUAUUCGAUCAUUUGCAGUUUCCCAGUUCAGCAAAAAUCAUGCUACACCAGAGGAUCUUGUGUUUGAGGAACAGAAACCCAAAGCCAUUUCUUCAGUAUCUGCUGUCAAGGAUGCUUACAAGCCGCGAAGACGAUACCGCCGACAGGAUGCGGAGAAGUUAAAAGAUGAAGAGACCCGCGUGCACUCCACUCUGUUGGAAUAUGGCAGGAGAUAUGGUGCAAGUAAACAAGAAGAAAAGGAUGACGAGCACACGACGAAGAAGAAAGCCAUUGCGGCGGGCCUGGGAGUUGAGAGUGAGCCGGGGGGGAACCUGCAGGAGGAGGAAGAGCGACGUAUCAAGCUACUAAUGAGCUCAAUGUCUGCGACAGACAUCCAUGAGGGCAAGCUAACUGCCAGUAGCGUGGGGUCACUAGUGGGAAUGCGGUCGGACGAGAUACAGCAAAUAGCCUCAGAGUAUGCACUCAAACAAUCUGAGAUCGAGCAGAUAGAGAAGACAGAGCGAGUGGGAGGUGCCCAGCAACACAAACGCGUCACCGCGGCACUUAGGAAACAGAUCGAAAACCACAAAAAGAAAUUUGAAGAGGUGAAAGCCAAGCAUGCUGAACUCCACCAGUCCUACCUGGACACACAAGAUCAGCUUCGUAAGGUGCAAGAAAAGAGUUCUGCCAUAGAUGCUGAAAUGGACAAAUUAAAUGAAAUUGAAACAUCUGAAAACCAAAGUAUUUUACAGAAUUUACGUUCUCUGGUGGCCAUGAAUGAAAAUCUAAAGAAACAAGAACAGGAGUUCAAAGCUCACUGUAAGGAAGAAAUGGCCCGCCUCAAAGAAAACAUCAACAAUCUACAAAAUGAUGCUAAUGAAGUUGAUUCAGAGGAUAAGGAGAGAGCUACUUUGAUAGAUCGCCAGUACGAAGCUGACAAAGAGAAGCUUCACAAAAUCAGGAUGCUGUUGGCUAGGAAAAAUCGUGAGAUUGCUGUAUUACAAAGGAAAAUUGAUGAAGUUCCAUCAAGAGCAGAACUCAGCCAGUAUCAGCGCCGAUUCAUAGAACUCUACAAUCAGAUUGGAACAAAGCAUAAAGAGACUAAGAAAUUUUAUACACUGUACAACACAUUUGAUGAUAAGAAGCUGUAUUUAGCUAAAGAGGUGAACCUUCUGAACUCUAUACAUGACACCUUCAUACAAGCAAUGUCCUCGCCUGCGAAUAAGGAACAGUUUCUGAAGCAGUUUGAACAGAUUGUGGAAGGUGUGAGAUCCAACCGAGUUAAGGUUGAAAAAAAGAAACAAGCGGAAAAGAUGAAACGAGACCAGCUAAACGACACCUACCUUGACCUGGUGGAGAAACAGAGACUUUACUUCAAGACGGUCAAAGAUUUUAAAGAGGAAUGUCGGAAGAAUGAAAUAUUGUUGUCCAAGCUGAGGAGUUCCUAGUGACUUGAGAAGACAAAUUUUACAAAUUACUCUCUAAUCAGUCAUUAUAUUGACAAUUUGUUAUGUUCAAAUGAACAGUUUGAAUUGUACAAUAUUAUAUAUUAAUAUAUCCUAAUUGACUAUAAAGAUGUCUAUUAAAAUAUGUACUCUAAAUCAAUAUUAAAAUCACCUGGAAACAGUCUUCUGAAUCUAUACCAACAAGUUUAAGACUGAAAAUGUCAGACAUGGAGUCCUCAUUUUAAUAUCACAGCUGACUCUAGCAUGGCACCCUGAUGUUGUCAUAGUUACAAGAUGUUUCUCACAAGAGGAAUUUGCUAGAUCCUUGCUCAAGCAAAUGUCACAUCAACAUAAAUGUGAUACUUUAUAAUGGUAUAGUUUUUAUCUUGCUCUGGUAAACCCAAAGGCAAGACACAGGUGUUGCCUUUUUAAUGGCAUCAGCUUUUGCAUUUACAGUAACUCAGUGUUACGUGUCAAUGUUUAACUCCAUUUCUCAUAAUCUUUAAGACCUACAUCUAUGAAACUUGGUUUAUAGUUGCUUAUGAAUGUUCAUCUCGGUGCAUUUAAAAAUAAAUGAUAGUCAUCUGUUGAUACAACUAUGAGUGAUACAAAAUCGGUUCAUGGUGGACGAGACUUGUAAUUGUGCGGAAUUCUCUUUUGUCUCCUGUGUUUGUUUGAAUGCUGGUAAUAUGGUUUUUGACCAAAUUUCUUUUCAAUAACAAGUGUGGUUUUAGAGAUAAUGUUUUGAUGUUUUCAGAAAGAGCGAUAGGUUCUUGUAAAAUAACAAAGAUAAAAAAAACAAAGUAGUUUCAUGGACCUUUUGCAUGUGAUACACAGUUGUAAUAACCAGAAUUCUGAACAAAGUGCAAUAUAGAUCUGCAACCCACUUUGGUCAACUUCCAUAUGCUAAAAUCUUUACCCAAUGUUGUAAUUUGACCAUCAUUUGUAAUAACAGAACUGACUAUUGUUGGAGCAAGUGUCAUCAAAUUUGAAUAAAAUGGGAUAUGAUACAGGUUUGAAACAGUCUAAACUAAUUUUUAUAAACAUGGAUCCUUAAUUCAUUCUAGAUGUUCUGGGAAGAGACAUGGAGAGGUGGUUGUCAGUUGGUGCGUUAUUAAACUAGGCAAUUAUAUUGCAAGAUAAUUUACUUUAACCAUAUGUUGAUAUCAUGGGCUAAUUCGGUCCAUUCUGUGGCUAGAAUAAAGUACAUGGUGAUCUUCUGCAUCGGAACAUAAAUGUGAGGAUUUCAGUCAAAGAUACUUUGAAUAGAAAAAUCAUUCUGAACGAACAUGUUAACAGUAAUUGUUAAUCAGUCCCACCUCCACCAUCUGAAAAUGUAUGUUAUUAAGAAGACGGCAGCCUUGCUAAUGUUAAUCUCCAUACCCUGAAUGCUACAUCAGUAUGGCCUUCGGUUAAAUGACAGUUUUAAUAAAAGAUAUAAUUUUCUUUAUUUGCACUAAAUAAAUGUUUAUAUCCAUUCUGUGUUUUCGACUGAUCAAAGGCAGGGUCCAUAUUAAGACCUCUUUCUAAUCAGUUCUCUAUUCAUGGAAACAACUCGGCAGAUUAUGAUACACAUGGGCUGAUUAGGACCUUUGGAAGAAGAAGACAAAUAUUAGGAAGCCAAAUUCAUCUUGUAGAGAAAACUUAAUUACCAGACGUUCAUAAAUAACAUUCAUAUCAAAAUGACAUAUGCAUGGCUCGUGGGGUUUUGGAAACUGGUAAGUAAAAUUACAAUCAUGGGAAAAAUUCAGGAAUGAUAUUUGAAUUAAUUUAGUGAAAAAAGAUGCAUUAUUUUGCUUAAAUCAAUAAAGUUAUAAAUAUUAACUUGAAUCACCUUUUUUCUGUGAUUAGUUAUUGCUAACUGUUUUAUUGUUGUUUUGUAUUUGUGCUAUGCAUUGGUGCCAAAAUGUUGAAGGACAAAGUGCUGUGUUAAUUAAAGUCCAGUUAGAAAACACUACUUAGUAGGUCAUUAUGGCUUACAGGGAAAGAUAACUCCUGGUGUUCUGGAAGAUUUAGUUCAGCAGUUGUUAUACCAAUAAAGAUGGUGUGCAGGCAUGAA